Messenger RNA from Scheffersomyces amazonensis, 921 nucleotides. RefSeq lists its product as uncharacterized. The record is from RefSeq and is a predicted model, not a curated record. The transcript has a single exon. NCBI's taxonomy places the organism in Eukaryota, Fungi, Ascomycota, Pichiomycetes, Serinales, Debaryomycetaceae. Bases 1 to 921 code for a protein of 306 amino acids.
AUGAGAGUAAUUAAAAGCGUUGUACUUGUGUUGAGUUCAAUCAUUGUAUUUGUUGAAGCUUAUCCAGCAAUAAUUUUAACUGAUACUAUUGAUGGAAUAUUACAAAAAUCUUCUGAAGCUGAAGGUGUAAACUACUGGGCCAUAGAUUGGACUAAUAAAAAUCCCACCAUUGGACCAUUAUCCCUAAGCAAUAAAACAAAAAUCCCAUAUGAUGAUCAACACGUCGAGGCAUUAGGUAAGAGAGAUGAAGAUCGUAAUAUAUAUAUAUUUAAUACAGAAAGUGAUCUUCAAAAGCACCCUGAAGCAUUUGAAAAUAAAAGAAACGGUAUUAUAUUAAAGGAAGACCAGAAAACAAUGUAUUAUUCCGAAAAGGAAGAUAGCUGGAUAAUACAGGAAUAUAAAAAAACUCCCAAGAAAGAUUUAAUUAUUCCUUAUACAGAUAAAAUUCCUGUGACUUCUUGUUUGGAUAGCACUCAAGGUUCAGGAGGUGGCAUUGCUAGAAGUUAUUCUUUCAGUAUUACUGCAAAUGGAAAACUUUACUUUGAAUUUUCCCAAGGAAUAGGAAGUUAUACUUUUGGUCUAAAUGCAGGUGUAUCCACAUCAACAUCUCAAACAUUUAGUUACUCAUAUUCUUGUAAUGUUGAAGAAGGAUAUGUUGGUCAAUUAUAUGUCCAACCAUUUAUGGUUCAGAUUCCACAAUCAACCACAACUCGUAUCUAUUAUGAUAAUGUUAUGCAUAAAUAUGAAAGAGGAGCAAUGCUUGAUGAGUUGCAAAGAAUGAGAGUCAUUGCCGACAGACAACCUGCUCACCAUUGUGUAGUUGUCAAAGAUGCUUCCCUUUUACAAUGCAAUGUUCCUAUAGGUGGAACCCUCCUUUACAAUGAAUUUGAUGAUGAAGAAGAAGAGGAAGAUUCAAAUUAG